Messenger RNA from Nanorana parkeri, 1011 nucleotides. RefSeq names its product keratin, type I cytoskeletal 9-like. The transcript has 6 exons. NCBI's taxonomy places the organism in Eukaryota, Metazoa, Chordata, Amphibia, Anura, Dicroglossidae. The coding region runs from base 37 to 963 and encodes 308 amino acids. The record is from RefSeq and is a predicted model, not a curated record.
UGUACUGAGAAAAUAAUUGACUCUCCAGCAGCCAGGAUGAGCAGGUUUGGUCCAUCGAGGGUCCUCCUGUACUGGGCAGCCCUGCUAAGUGUCUGCAAUGCUUCCCCAUAUAAAUUUUGCAAAGACCAAAACUACAUGCCCUCUGGUCCUUCUGAUGCCAAUGCUCUGCUUCCAGUGUGCGAUGGGGCUCCAGGAUAUAUUCGGAUUUCAGCUGGUUCUGUCAGUAACUCCAUGUCUAUCCAAAGUGGCAGCAUGUCAGGUGGUGGAGGUGGUGCCUUUGGAGGAUCUAGCCAGUUCAGCAUGUCUGGAGGAAGUUCAGGAUCUGGAGGCUCAGGUAGCCAGAUGAUUAUGUCCUCUGGAGGAGGAGGAGGAGGAGGAGGAGGAGGCUCAUUCGGCAUGUCUGGAGGAAGUUCUGGAGCUGGAGGCUCAGGUAGCCAGAGCAUAUAUUCUUCUUCUUCCGGAGGAGGAGGAGGAGGCAUGUCUUCAUUCCAUUCAGCUGGAGGAAGCUCUCACCAAAACACUGUCAUCAUUGCAGGAAAUGCAAACCUUCCUCCGAGACCAGGCAGCGGAGGAGUGAUUAUAGGUGGAGGUGGAGGAUCCAGUUUUGCUGCAUCAGGUGGAGGAGCGAGUGGAGGUUCAUUUGGUCAAAGCAGCUCAUCAAUGGGAAGUGGGACCUACCAUAAAGCCUCAGGUGGAAUGGGGAGCUCAUUUCAUGGAUCUUCCGGUGGAUCUUCAUAUGUAGGCUCAGGUUCAUUUCAUGGUUCAUCGGGCGGAGGCACAGGCCACUUUGCUGGAUCAUCAGGUGGAGGCACAGGAAACUUUGCUGGAUCAUCGGGUGGAGGCACAGGAAACUUUGCUGGAUCAUCAGGUGGAGGCAAUAUUCUACAACAAAUUAGCAGUGGAGGGUCCAGCAGCAGUGGUGGUGGUGUAGCAAAUCCACCUAGAUUGAUAGGUAAAGUAUAACAAUAAUUGAUUGCAUUAUGUUUACCAUUCAAUACACACAUUUUAUUA